UUUAUGAGCCAGAAUUUAUGCACAACACAUCAGAUGCAUACAUUUCUGAAGAUUUCUCUGAAUUCCUGUCACAGCUUGCUUUUUACUGAGAACAUUUACUCACGACUGAAUCUGUUUUCACUGGAGCAGGUCUAAGAAUGAAAGCAUGUUACCACACAAUUCAUCAGAAUACAGUCAGUCGCUACAUAAUUGCAUGGGAGGGGUUACGAUGUCACAUAUUGUAAAAAAAAAAAAAAAAAAAAAGUGGCGCGUGUACAAUGAGGAAAAGGUAACAAUAUACGCUCUCCUACCUCCUGCAUUACACCACAGCUGCACUGAGAACACAUAAGAAACCACACGUACCUAGAGCGAUGGCUUCUUCCAUCAGGUCCCAGGCUGAACAGUGCCUGUGUUCAAUAUGUCAGGAUUUCUUCUCUGACCCAGUAACCAUUCCGUGUGGACACAACUUCUGCAUGGAAUGCAUCACUCAACACUGGGACAGCAGUAUGUGCACGCAGUGUCCCCUUUGCAAGAAGGACUUCCACUUGAGACCAGAUCUUGGCAUCAACAGAGAAUUCAGAGAGCUCAUUGAAGGACUGAAGAGAGGAGAAAGUCCUUUCCAACCUGGUGCAGUACCAUGUGAUGCCUGUACAAAAAUAAAGAGAGGAGCUUUGAAGUCUUGCCUGCAUUGUGAAGGAUCUUUCUGUAAAACUCACCUAGAGCCUCACAACACUGUCGCAAAACUGAAGAAACACAAACUUAUCAACCCUGCGGAGAAUCUGCAAGAUUAUAUAUGCCCGAAGCAUGAGAAGCCACUGGUGCUGUUCUGCAGAGAUGAUCAGAAGUGUGUGUGCCUGUCGUGUUCGACGAAAGACCACAGAACCCACAACACUGUUCCUGUAGAGAAGGAGAGUGAAGAACGGAAGUCUCAGCUAGGGAGAAGACAAGCCGAAGUGAAUUUGAUGAUUCAGAGCAGAAUGAAGAAAAUUGAAGAAAUUAAAUGCUCGGCACAGCUCAGCAUGCAAAGCUCAGAAAAAGAAAAAGCAGACAUUGUCGAGCUGUUCACUAGUCUGAUCCGCUCCAUUGAGAGAUGUCAGUCUGAGCUGCUGGAGGUGAUGGAGCAGAAGCAGACAGCAGCAGAAACACAGGCUGAAGAGCUGAUUAAAGAGCUGGAGCAGGAAAUCACUGAACUGGAGAGAAGAAACACUGAGCUGGAGCAGCUCUCACACACUGAAGAUCACCUGCACCUCCUACAGAUUUAUCCAUCCCUGUGCAGCCCUUUAGACACUAAGAUCUGGGCUGGGAUCAGUACUGACACUCAUCUGAAGGAGGACGCUGUGAGGAGAGCCCUGACAAAGCAUCAAGAAUUCCUCAGUAGUGCAAUGGUGAAGGUUACAGGAACUGAGCUAAAGAGGAUUGAGAAGUUUACAGUGAAUGUGACUAUGGAUCCUGAAACAGCUCAUCCAAAAAUCUCCUUGUCUGAGGAUGACAAACAAGCUGGAUAUGGAGAAACAAGACAGAUUGUCCCGGACAGUCCGUGGAAGUUUGAUACAUGUCCCAGCAUCCUGGGGAAGGAGGGAUUCUCCUCUGGGAAAUUUUAUUUCGAGGUGCAGGUGAAGGGGAAAACUGAGUGGGAUUUAGGUGUGGCGAGGGAGUCUGUGAACAGAAAGGGAAUAAUUACUCUGAGUCCCAGGAAUGGACUCUGGACACUGUGGUUGAGGAAUGGAAGUGAGUAUAAGGCCUGCGACUGUCUGUCUGUCUCUCUCUGUCUGAAAGCCAAGCCUCAGAAGGUGGGUGUGUAUGUAGACUAUGAGGAAGGUCUGGUCUCAUUUUAUGAUGUGGAGUCCAGGUCUCAUAUCUACUCAUUCACUGGUCAGGCUUUCACUGAGAAACUCUAUCCAUAUUUCAGCCCAGGCUUUAAUCAUGGAGAUAAAAAUUCAGCCCCACUGAUCAUUUCACCUGUCGGAAAGAAUACGUGUAUUUUAGCCAAUUAUAACCAUUUGUAAUUAAAAUAAUGUUUUUUUUUUUUGUUUUUUUUUUGCUAGUAAAACAACUUUCUUAAGGUUCCAAUUACAGUAACCUCAAAUAAAGAUGAUCUUUAAACUUGAUGUUUUGUUGGGAAUUUGUGAUGUUUUGGAUUUUUACAUAAUAUUUAAAUGUGCCCCAAGACUUAUGUUCUGCUGUAACAACAUAUUGUGUCACAAUAUAUAGCAAUAAAUAAAUUCAACAAUAUGUU
Molecule: messenger RNA, 2215 nt
Organism: Cyprinus carpio (common carp)
Lineage: Eukaryota; Metazoa; Chordata; Actinopteri; Cypriniformes; Cyprinidae
Product: E3 ubiquitin-protein ligase TRIM39
Molecular function (GO): protein binding; zinc ion binding
Source: RefSeq, a predicted model, not a curated record